This is a messenger RNA of Asterias rubens (European starfish), 4048 nucleotides long. RefSeq names its product b(0,+)-type amino acid transporter 1-like. Gene Ontology annotation, molecular function: L-amino acid transmembrane transporter activity. Gene Ontology annotation, cellular component: membrane. The record is from RefSeq and is a predicted model, not a curated record. The transcript has 16 exons. Gene Ontology annotation, biological process: amino acid transmembrane transport. The coding region runs from base 972 to 2528 and encodes 518 amino acids. NCBI's taxonomy places the organism in Eukaryota, Metazoa, Echinodermata, Asteroidea, Forcipulatida, Asteriidae.
GCCAUCGCAUGUGUCCGUCCGUCCGCGCCGUGCUGUUAUUUUUAUAACCAAAUUAAAUAUAGUUUUAGGAUUGGAUCCAGACUGUUCCAGUUCUAUAGCUCCCCGCUAUGCUAGAGUAGCUCAAGCUAGCUAUUUUGCUUGGCAGAAAAAGCUAAACAAUUCCAGCGGCGCGAGAGUUGAUUUCGCUGCACGCUCUGAUUGCCAUUGCUGAUCCACACAACCACAUGGUUCUGGUUGAGUUGUGUUUCUUUCUCUUCUCAUCAAGUGGCGGGGUGUCAAUGGUGAUAAACAGUGACAUUUGACGACAGUCGUCGGUUUCUCUGGUCCUCUUGUAGUGGUGACAACAGCCUGGUGUAGUGGUAGUGGCAGUGGACGGCCGUGUUCCUCGUAUAAAAAAACCAGCUGUCAGAGGUCAAAGGGCACCCUUAAGACGACAACAGAUUUCUGUACAGUGUGCCGGGAUAAAAAAAAACUCAAGGGUGCGACAAAAAACAAACUUGGUGAACAGACUGUAGGUCCAAACCGGAGUCUUUGGAACCUGGUCACCUUUAGAAUGAGCAAAAGACGGGAUCCGGCCGGAAUUGACGAGGGGGUAUACCUCGGUUGGAAACCAGGACGAUCAGGCCGUACCGACGCCUGAUUUUGGACUUUCAUCCUAAAAGACGACUAAUUCCCCCUUGAACAAUCAACACCCAGACACACUGAGAGAGAGAGAGAGGAACAUUUUAAAAGAGUUUGGACAAUCGUGGACUGAUCCGCUACUGACAUUGGUGCCCUGCAGUUGAACUUGGUGCUAUCCAGAGGGGGUCUGAAAACUCGUUAAGACUUUCAGAGAGUGAACGAUUGCUGGUGGACAUCCUCAAAGUUUGUCUUCUCACGUCGCAACAGGAUCUCGAGGGAGAAAUAGAAACAAAAAGAGCUCUAAGUUUAGAAAAAACGCUAGUGAGUGAGAGAGAGAGUAGCAGUCAGUUAUGGCUGAACUAAGGGAGAGGGAUAACAAGAAGAAGACCUAUGCAUUAGAACCGACAACCAAUGGAGGGACUGAGCCGUUACAGAAGAAGGUCCCGCUGGAUGGGGACGGGGUGUCGGUGGAGGGCGGCAAAGGAGUCAAACUCAAGAGACAGGUUGGACUCAUCAGUGGUAUCGCCCUGAUUGUGGGAACCAUGAUUGGCUCAGGUAUCUUUGUGUCACCCAAGGGAGUCCUGACCCAGACCGAGAGUGUUGGGAUGAGCCUGAUAGUCUGGUUGCUGUGUGGUCUUCUCUCUGUCAUGGGAGCUCUUUGCUACGCUGAGCUGGGCACCAUGGUGCCCAAAUCAGGGGCGGAGUACGCCUACCUCAUGGCCGCAGUGGGACCCAUUCCUGCGUACCUGUUCGCCUGGACAUCCACCAUAGUCAUCAAACCAUCCAGUCUGUCCAUUAUCGCGCUCAGCUUUGGGGCGUACGUGUCCGAGCCGUUCUUUGAUAGUGAUUGCGGGCCACCGGUUGCGGCAGUCAAGUUAUUUGCAAUUUUAGCAAUCUUACUCAUUGUCUUCAUCAACUGCGCCAGCGUCAAGUGGGCGACAGCGGUGCAGAAUUUCUUCACUGCGGCCAAGCUCAUAGCCUUGGUCAUCAUCAUCAUUGUUGGUUUCAUUAAGCUCUUUCAAGGAAAUAUACAAUAUUUGACUCCGAGCACUGCUUUUGCGGGGUCCUCAGGAAACGUCUUUGCUUAUGGCAUUGCUUUCUAUCAGGGUCUGUGGGCAUACGACGGCUGGAACCAGCUGAACUACAUUACAGAAGAACUGAUCAACCCAUACCGGAAUCUACCGUUGGCAAUUAUUAUCGGCAUACCGUUGGUGACAGGGUUAUACAUAUUGGUUAACAUCGCGUAUUUUACCGUCAUGUCACCUGAGGAAUUACUGCAGUCUGGUGCAGUAGCUGUGACUCUGGCCCAACGCAGCCUAGGACCCACAAUGGCAUGGAUCAUACCAUUUUUUGUUUGUUGUUCCACAUUUGGUGCCAUCAACGGAUCAACAUUCACAGCUGGAAGACUGACGUUUGUCGCUGCCCGUGAAGGUCACAUGGUAGAGAUCCUAUCCAUGGUCCACGUCAAGAGAUACACCCCCUUCCCAGCACUUGUAUUUCAGUCCCUCAUCGCCAUCUUGAUGCUGCUCCCUGGAGACUUUGAAUCCCUUGUGAAUUAUUUCAGCUUUGCUGCCUGGAUGUUCUACGGAGGCACCGUCCUGGCACUGCUUGUCCUGAGGUAUCGUCACCCAGACUGGCAUCGCCCAAUCAAGGUUCCCAUCCUCAUCCCUAUUAUUGUCUUGAUCGCUUCGGUGUAUCUCGUCAUCGCCCCCAUCAUUGAUGAACCAGCUCUGGAGUAUCUCUUUGCGUUCCUCUUCAUCUUGGCUGGUCUACUCUUUUAUGUGCCGUUCGUCCACUACAAGUACGAACCACCAUUCAUGAAGCACAUCACAGUGUUUCUUCAGCUUUUAUUGGAGGUUGCGCCAACAAGCUACUUUGAGCCCGGCGAUGAAGAACCUGAAGCGUAAUCACCAAUUUCAGUUCGCUACCUGCAUCGCCACCGAGAGGAAACGAAACCCUCGAACGGCGCUGCAACACCUGACGAUGAAACUUCCCCGCAAGUGGACGGUAAUAAAGACAACUUUAACGUUCCAGCGGAACCAGACAAUCAGUUGUUGUUUAGACUGGCUUAAUGCCACUCACUUCCGAGUUGCGUAUCGGAUAUAUACCCAGUCCGGUCCGUAGAUAUUUUUAUAAUAAUUAUUUUAAGCGAUUUCAGUACAGCCCGAAGUCAGUAUUAAACUAGAAGAGAAGAAAUCCACAUAUUAUAUAUUUUUUAUUUCAGACUUUAUUAAAAGAAGAACAAAAUUAAACAAGAUUUAUGAAUGAUAUAAAUAGAAUCGGAGAACUAUUAUUCCUGAUUUUGUUUCACCAAAUUUAUUUGCUAUUAUUUGCGAGGUGUAAGGUUGUUUUUUCAACAGAUUUUUUUUACUUUUGCGGAGAGGGGGACAUGUAUAUUAGUAGAAAGCAUGAAAUCUAGAGGAAUAUUUUUUGGUGUAGUUCAAUCUAUUUUGUUCCUGCAAAAACAACUACCAAACAAAAAGAUAUUUGGGGAUCAUUUUGGCAAAUCAAGUUUCUUUAUUAACUUCAGUCUUAAAUAUUGUAUGUAAUUCAUUGAAACAUUUUUUGGAUGCCAACUUGUUUACUUGAUUGUAAUAUGUACAUAUCAUCAAUUUUUCAAUGCAGUUUAAAUUGCCCGUAAUCGUAUGAAAUAGAAAUUAUUUAAAAUAUUGAAAAUGAGGCACUCUGUUAAGGUGAUCUUUAUCAGUGUAAAUAUUCAGCAUGAUUUGAAAAUGAUGUUUCAGAAUUAUAUUGUAAUAUUACUACCCAGCGGUUUAUGAGAUCUCCUCACUGUAAAUUUCGAAAACCAAGAAAGAAAUUAUCGUUUUCGAAUUUAUUUGUUUUUAAAUUGACUUGUUUUUAGGGUUUGAGGGUUUGGUUUUGUUAUUUUCGUCCAAGUGUAAUGUGUUCUCUAAAGAGAUUGUAAGAGUUUCCAAUUCAGAUCAGUUUGCAAAUUAUGUGAAUUUUGCAAAUUAUGUGAAUUUUGCAAAUUAUGUGAAAUUUGCAAAUUAUGUGAAUUUUGCAAAUUUUGUAAAUUAUGUGAAUUUUAUCUUCAAAUAUGUUUUUUUCUACACAGAAGGGUGGUAGUGAGUUGCUUAUUCCUCUGGAUGAGAUUUAUUAGGGGUAAGGUGGCGAUCAGGUCAAGGAGCAGCUGUAGACAAACAAAGCAUUUAAGAGAUCAAUGUAGAAGAGGUUCAGAUAGUGUUCUAAAAUGUAUUAACCACAGUCGCAAUAACAAACAAACAAGUAUUAAUUUGGACACAAGGAUGUUGUGAGUAGGAUUUGAAACUUUGCAUAUAAGAAUGUUGUAUAUUCUUCAAUUUGAAUUUAGAUUUACACAGUUUAAUAGAUGUGCAAAUUUAACAUCUAUUAAAUCGUUUGCAGUACUUGCUGCUAAAACAUAGGAUUCGAAAUGCCUCUGCUUGGU